Molecule: messenger RNA, 498 nt
Organism: Tetrapisispora phaffii CBS 4417
Lineage: Eukaryota; Fungi; Ascomycota; Saccharomycetes; Saccharomycetales; Saccharomycetaceae
Gene: GIS2
Product: mRNA-binding translational activator GIS2
Exons: 1
Coding region: 1-498 (165 amino acids)
Biological process (GO): positive regulation of cytoplasmic translation
Cellular component (GO): cytoplasm
Molecular function (GO): single-stranded RNA binding; mRNA binding; zinc ion binding
Source: RefSeq, a predicted model, not a curated record
AUGUCUCAAAAAGCUUGUUACGUUUGUGGUAAACUAGGUCAUCUAGCCGAAGAUUGUGAUUCUGACAGAUUGUGUUACAACUGUAACCAAGCUGGCCAUCUGCAAUCCGAAUGCACCCUUCCAAGAUCCGUUGAACACAAACAAUGUUACAACUGUGGUGAGACCGGUCAUGUUAGAUCUGAAUGUAGUGUUCAACGUUGUUUCAACUGUAACCAAACUGGCCAUAUCUCAAAGGACUGCAGUGAGCCAAGAAAGCAAAAAUUCAAUAACGGCAUGAGCGCCCAAAGAUUCUCAAGAAAUAACAAGGUCUCCUGCUAUAAGUGCGGCGGUCCAAACCACAUGGCUAAGGAUUGUUUACAAGAAGAUUUCAAGUGUUACUCUUGUGGUGGUGUAGGUCACUUAUCAAAGGACUGCCCAUCCGGUUCUGGUGUAAACGCCAAGGUUUGUUACAACUGUAACCAAACUGGCCACAUCUCAAGAGAGUGUCCUUCUUACUAG